Molecule: messenger RNA, 6774 nt
Organism: Malania oleifera
Lineage: Eukaryota; Viridiplantae; Streptophyta; Magnoliopsida; Santalales; Ximeniaceae
Product: E3 ubiquitin-protein ligase UPL3
Exons: 17
Coding region: 420-6140 (1906 amino acids)
Biological process (GO): proteasome-mediated ubiquitin-dependent protein catabolic process; protein polyubiquitination
Molecular function (GO): ubiquitin protein ligase activity; protein binding
Source: RefSeq, a predicted model, not a curated record
CAUGGAAGCCCACCUUAUGUGAGAGAAAAAUACCCCGCACCCCAGCAUCUCUCUUUCGUUCUCUUCUUCUUAGUCUUGGUUUUAGGGCUUCUUGCCAAUCGCUCGCUCUGCUUCUCACGCUCUCUAGUGAUAUCUCGGUCUUGGUCUAUGUUUUUCUAUUUCUCUGUAACUUGAACUAAUCAUCGCGAAUUUUGUGAAAUUUUUAACUGAAACUGGACGGAAUUGAGGGGAUUUUGGGGUUUGCGAUUUGGGGUUUUGGAAGGAGCUGAACUCGGAAAGAUUGGAUCUUUUUUGGGGUUUUGAAAAUCAAAUUGUUGGGUUUGGAGAUGGUGGGGUUUCUUGGAUCGGGGACAGUUUGAUCGCCGCCGACGUCGAUCGGCAGGCGAGCAAAUCCUCGAUUUGAGGGUUUGGGUUUUUGUAUGGAAACUCGGAGUCGGAAGCGGGCGGAGGCCACCUCAGCAGCCCCUUCAUCGUCUUCAGGACCCACUACCCGUUCCAGCAAGCGAGCUCGUCUCUCUUCCUCCGCCGCUGCUGCCGCCGCGUCCUCGUCCUCUGUGCCCGUUGUCGUUUCUUCGAUCUCUACUCGUUCGCGCGCUUCUCGUUCCCAGGACUCGCUAGCUUCUUCGAUUGCUCCGAUGGAUUCAACUAACGAAUCAUCAGGCUCCGCCGCACGCGGUCGCCGUGGAAAGAAUCAGGGUUCCGAUAAGGAUAAUUCGGACAAAGGGAAGGAGAAGGAACACGAAGUUAGGAUUAGGGAGAGGGAUAGGGAUAGGGAUAGAGAUAGGGAGUUAGGGUUGAACAUGGAGGGUAGGGCUGACGAAGACGACGAGGACGAUAAUGACAGCGAGGGUGGUGUUGGGAUUUUGCAUCAGAAUUUAACAUCGGCGAGCAGUGCGCUUCAAGGCCUGCUUCGGAAACUUGGUGCUGGGCUAGAUGAUCUGCUUCCAUCUUCCGCAAUGGCAUCGGCAUCAUCUUCACACCAGAGUGGCCGGCUCAAGAAGAUUUUAUCUGGGUUGCGAGCGGACGGUGAGGAAGGCAGGCAGGUCGAGGCUUUGACCCAGCUCUGUGAGAUGCUUUCUAUUGGGACCGAGGAAUCGCUGAGUACAUUUUCAGUGGACUCGUUUGUUCCUGUGCUUGUGGGGCUGCUCAACCAUGAGAACAACCCCGAUAUAAUGCUUCUUGCAGCGAGGGCAUUAACGCAUUUGUGCGAUGUGUUGCCUUCUUCGUGUGCAGCAGUUGUGCAUUAUGGUGCAGUUUCUUGUUUUUGUGCACGAUUGCUGACGAUUGAAUACAUGGACUUGGCAGAGCAGUCUCUGCAAGCUCUGAAGAAGAUCUCUCAGGAGCAUCCCACUGCCUGUUUGCGAGCUGGUGCCCUUAUGGCUGUGCUUUCUUAUCUUGAUUUUUUCUCCACAGGAGUUCAGCGUGUGGCAUUAUCUACUGCUGCAAACAUGUGCAAGAAACUCCCUUCAGAUGCAGCUGACUUUGUGAUGGAGGCUGUCCCUCUGUUGACAAACCUUCUUCAGUAUCAUGAUGCGAAGGUGUUAGAGCAUGCGUCAGUUUGUCUGACUCGAAUUGCCGAAGCAUUUGCAUCAUCACCUGAUAAAUUAGAUGAACUAUGCAAUCAUGGUCUGGUUGCACAAGCUGCUUCUCUUAUUUCCACCACAAACUCUGGAGGUGGACAAGCAUUGCUUAGCACACCCACUUACACGGGCUUAAUCCGGCUUCUUUCCACAUUUGCAAGUGGGUCUCCUUUAGGGGCCAAAACAUUGCUUCUCCUUGGAAUUAGUGGCAUUCUUAAAGAUAUACUAUCAGGUUCUGGUCUUGCUGCUAGCAUAUCUGUUUCUCCUGCAUUAAGUAGACCACCAGAACAGAUUUUUGAGAUUGUGAAUCUUGCAAAUGAGCUUCUCCCUCCACUGCCACAAGGAACCAUUUCGCUUCCUGCCAGUUCUAAUAUUUUUGUGAAAGGAUCGCUUGUGAAGAAGUCCCCUGCCGGCAGUUCUGGAAAACAAGAAGAUGUGAAUGGAAAUGUGCCUGAGGUUUCAGCCCGUGAGAAGCUAUUAAAUGAUCAGCCUGAGCUUCUUAAGCAGUUUGGAAUGGACCUUCUUCCUGUUCUAAUUCAGAUAUAUGGAUCAAGUGUGAAUGGUCCUGUUCGCCACAAGUGCCUUUCAGUAAUUGGAAAGUUGAUGUACUUCAGCACCGCAGAUAUGAUAGAGUCUUUAAUAAGUGUAACAAAUAUAUCGAGUUUCUUAGCUGGUGUUUUAGCAUGGAAGGAUCCACAGGUCUUGGUCCCUUCCUUGCAGAUUGCAGAGAUUCUAAUGGAAAAACUUCCUGGGAUAUUCUCCAAGAUGUUUGUGAGAGAAGGUGUGGUUCAUGCUGUAGAUGCUCUCAUAUUGGCUGGGUCACCAAAUACUGUUUCUGCCCAGACAUCUUCGACUGACAAGGAUGGUGAAUCUGUACCUGGUACGUCAACACGCUCAAGGCGUUAUCGGCGACGCAGUGGCAAUUCAAAUUUAGAUGUAAAUUCUUUGGAAGAAUUGAAGAAUUCUGUUUCUGUAAGUGUUGGUUCUCCUCCGAGUUCAUUAGAAAUUCCAACUGCAAAUUCUAGUCUUCGCACAACUGUUAGUGCGUGUGCCAAAACUUUUAGAGAUAAGUAUUUCCCUUCUGACCCUGGGGCUGUUGACGUUGGAGUCACCGAUGAUCUUUUACUCUUGAAGAAUCUUUGUGCAAAGUUGAAUGCUGGUGUUGAUGAUCAAAAGACUAAAGCAAAGGGAAAACUGAAGACCUCUGGGCCUCGUUUUGUUGACUUCUCUCCAACAAAAGAGGAGAGUUUGUUAGGGGUGAUAUCAGAGAUGUUGGUAGAACUAAGCAAAGGAGAUGGUGUUUCCACAUUUGAAUUUAUAGGUAGUGGAGUUGUUGCGGCUUUGCUGAAUUAUUUUUCUUGUGGAUAUUUUUCCAAGGAAAGAAUUUCAGAGGCUAAUUUGCCCAAGCUUCGACAGCAAGCACUCAGAAGAUUUAAAUCAUUUGUUGCUGUUGCCCUCCCAUCUCAUUCUAAUGGAGGGAGCGUGGCUCCUAUGACUGUAUUGGUUGAGAAGCUUCAAAAUGCUUUGUCAUCUUUAGAGCGUUUUCCAGUUGUGCUGAGCCAUUCAUCACGAUCAUCUAGUGGGAAUGCACGGCUCUCUUCUGGAUUAAGUGCUUUGUCUCAGCCAUUUAAGCUGCGCCUUUGUAGAGCUCAAGGAGAGAAGUCUCUCCGUGAUUAUUCUUCUAAUGUUGUGCUGAUUGAUCCAUUAGCAAGUUUAGCAGCUGUUGAAGACUUUCUAUUGCCUCGGGUGCAACGAGGAGAAUCUAAGCCAUCGGCAUCUGUUGGGAACUCAGAAUCUGGGACGACUCCUACGGGUGCUGGUGCUUCAUCACCUUCAACUUCUACUCCUUCAACAACUCGUCGCCAUUCUACUAGAUCCAGAUCAUCUGUGAAUAUAGGAGACACAGCUAGGAAGGAGCCAUCACAAGAGAAAAACACAAGCUCAUCAAAGGGAAAGGGUAAAGCUGUCCUGAAGCCUGCCCAGGAGGAGGCGAGAGGACCUCAAACAAGAAAUGCUGCUCGUAGAAGGGCAGCUUUAGAUAAAGAUGCACAAGUGAAACCGGUGAAUGCGGACUCCAGUUCUGAGGAUGAAGAGUUGGACAUAUCUCCUGUUGAAAUUGACGAUGCAUUGGUGAUUGAAGACGAUGAUAUCUCAGACGAUGAAGAUGAUGAGCAUGAUGAUGUGCUUAGAGAUGAUUCUCUUCCUGUUUGCACACCAGACAAAGUGCAUGAUGUAAAAUUGGGUGACACUGGAGAGGAUAGUACUGUUGCCCCUGCAACAAGUGAUAGCCAGACCAAUCCUGCUUCUGGUUCUAGUAGCAGAGCAGCUACUGUUAGGGGCUCAGAUUCUGCCGAUUUUAGGAGUGGUAAUUCUUUUGGUUCAAGGGGUGCAAUGUCAUUUGCUGCUGCUGCUAUGGCUGGCCUUGCAUCUGCAAAUGGUAGAGGUAUUAGGGGAGGCAGAGAUCGGCAAGGGCGGCUUCUGUUUAGUUCAAAUGAUCCUCCUAGAUUAAUUUUUUCUGCAGCUGGGAAGCGUCUUAACAGGCACUUGACAAUCUAUCAAGCUAUCCAACGACAGCUUGUGCUCGAUGAGGAUGAUGAUGAGAGAUAUACUGGUAGUGAUUUUAUAUCUAGUGAUGGGAGCAGGUUGUGGAGUGAUAUUUAUACCAUCACCUAUCAAAGGGCAGACAGUCAGGCUGACAAAGUUUCUGUUGGUGGAUCAAAUUCUACUGCCCCAUCAAAAUCUUCCAAAUCUGGUUCUGCUUCCAGUUCCAAUUCUGAUGCACCAUUGCAUCGAAUGUCUCUUCUAGAUAGCAUUUUGCAGGGGGAACUUCCUUGUGAUAUGGAAAAAUCUAACCCUACCUACAAUAUUUUGGCACUUUUGCGUGUUUUAGAGGGAUUGAAUCAGCUUGCACCCCGUUUAAGAAUCCAGGCAGUGUGUGACAAUUUUGCUGAAGGGAAAAUUUCUUGUCUUGAUGAGCUGAGUGCAACUGGUGCCAGGGUUCCUUAUGAAGAAUUUGUCAAUGGCAAGCUCACUCCAAAGUUGGCUCGACAAAUCCAAGAUGCACUUGCAUUGUGCAGUGGGAGUCUUCCAUCUUGGUGCUACCAGUUGACAAAGGCAUGCCCAUUUUUGUUUCCUUUUGAGACCCGACGGCAGUACUUCUAUUCAACUGCUUUUGGAUUAUCUCGUGCACUUUAUCGUCUUCAGCAGCAGCAGGGAGCUGAUGGUCAUGGAUCAGCAAAUGAAAGAGAGGUGAGAGUGGGGAGAUUACAGCGCCAAAAAGUUCGUGUCUCUAGAAACCGCAUUUUGGAUUCUGCUGCUAAAGUCAUGGAGAUGUAUUCUAGCCAAAAGGCUGUUCUUGAAGUAGAAUAUUUUGGUGAAGUUGGCACUGGAUUAGGCCCGACAUUGGAGUUCUACACCCUUUUGAGUCAUGACUUACAGAAGGUUGGACUAGGAAUGUGGAGGUCUAAUGGUUCAUCCAACAAAUCAUCAAUGGAAAUUGAUGGAGAUGAACAGAAAAAUGAGAAAGCCAAUAAUAUUUCUGGGGUUGUUUCUGUGGAUGGUGAGACUGAUCUUGUCCAAGCUCCUCUUGGGUUGUUCCCUCGUCCUUGGCCACCAAAUGCUGAUGGUUCUGAUGGUAGCCAACUGUUCAAAGUCAUUGAAUAUUUUCGGUUACUUGGGCGUGUGAUGGCUAAAGCUCUUCAAGAUGGGCGACUUUUGGAUCUGCCACUGUCAACAGCAUUUUAUAAGCUUGUGCUUGGUCAAGAGCUUGAUUUGCAUGAUAUACUUUCUUUUGAUGCGGAGUUUGGGAAGGUUUUGCAAGAAUUGCAAGUCCUUGUUUAUCGGAAGCAAUAUCUAGAGUCAAUGGGUGGUGGUAAUCGUGAUGCAAUAGCUGAUUUACGUUUUCGUGGUGCCCCAAUUGAAGAUCUUUGUUUGGAUUUCACACUCCCAGGCUAUCCUGAUUACAUUUUAAAACCAGGGGAAGAAAAUGUGGAUAUUAGUAACUUGGAGGAAUAUGUAUCUGUCGUUGUUGAUGCAACUGUCAAGACUGGGAUUUUGCGGCAAAUGGAAUCCUUUAGAGCAGGGUUCAAUCAGGUCUUUGACAUCUCGUCUCUGCAAAUAUUUUCUCCACAUGAAUUGGAUUAUUUGCUUUGUGGUCGUAGAGAGUUGUGGGAGGCUGAGACACUUGUUGAUCACAUAAAAUUUGAUCAUGGAUACACAGCCAAGAGCCCUGCAAUUAUUAAUCUCCUCGAGAUCAUGGGAGAAUUCACCCCAGAACUGCAGCGGGCCUUCUGUCAGUUUGUUACUGGUGCCCCUAGGCUUCCUCCUGGUGGCCUUGCAGUGCUAAAUCCAAAGUUGACCAUUGUGAGAAAGCAUUCUUCAACUGCUAGCAACACAGCUUCCAAUGGAUCUGGUCCUUCAGAAUCAGCUGAUGAUGACUUGCCUAGCGUCAUGACGUGUGCUAAUUACCUGAAACUUCCUCCCUACUCUACCAAGGAAAUCAUGUACAAGAAAUUACUCUAUGCGAUCAGCGAAGGGCAGGGAUCGUUUGAUUUGUCAUGAGGCUUGAGAACUAAACUAAUCAACCCGUGUAUAUUAUAUCGCAACAGUUCUAGGGGUCAUUUCUCUUACCUGGGCUAAUUUUGAUGUUGGAAGUAGCACCCUAUUUUGCUCAAAUAAUGGCUUCGUUUUGUGACGGGUCCUGAACUACGGCCUCCCUAAGGUCAGUUUUUAUAUCCGCCUGGCGGCUGUCUCAUUGAAUUUGCACAUGGGGAGCCACUAAUUUAUCCUCUAUUAAUUAGUAGUUUCAAUAUUUUUAUGAUCCUUUCAAUUUAUUUCCCCAUUAAUCCUGGUUUGUUGUUUACCAUGUAUUCCCCCCAACACCCCACAACAAAAAAAAAAAUGUUAAAAAAGAACACACUUUUGGAAAGCAAUUUAUUGCCCUUCAGUGAUUAUAUUCGCUCAAUGGAUGUCAGUUAAAGUGUUAAAGUUUUGUUCAGGUUCGAUCUUCCCCAUGUUUGAAGAGAGGAAGCAUUAAAGAUGGAAUUUGCAGAGCUCUUUUUUCAGCCGUUAGUGGUUGUAAAUAAAUAGGAAUUCUUGAUUAUUUCUCGUCUGUUUUACCGACUAGCAGAGCAUACAUGUAUGGCUGUACGAUCCUUGAAAGUGAAAAAUAAAAUCUUUCAACCAUUGAUAUUCA